AUGUCAAACUACGACCCGUACGAUCGGGAUUACUCUCGCCGCUAUGUGCGGGAGGAGCGUCGAGAAGAACCCCGCUAUCUCGACCCUCGAGAUUCCUUCAACUCAAAGACUCAUCGGGAGAUCGUUCCUCGCGGUCGUGAGGACAGCGAUCUAUCGAUAGAAGAGGUCAGACGGGACUUUCCCCCUCCUGGUACCCGUGAUAUUCGCCGGGCCCGAUCCGCCGGCCCAAACUACUACGAGGAAGAAUAUGAGUAUCGCCGAGGCUACGACCCUCGCGAUCGCGACUAUGACCGCCGUUCCCACAGAGGCCACUCCAGUCCAUACUACGAAGAUGAAGAGCGCGAGCGUAAGCACAAACCCAAGGGCAUGUCCAAGAAUGAGAAGAUCAUCGCAGCCGUCGCCGGUGCCGCCCUUUUGGCGGGUGGUAAGGAACUAUACGAUCGCCGCGAAGCCAAGGAGGAGCGCACUGAAGUCCAACGCAAUCCUCUGUCAACUGCAGCUCUUGCUGGAGUCGGUGCCUUGGCUGCCUACCAGGGUGCACAAUUCUACAACAAGCAGCAGGCCAAGAAGGAUCAAAAGGCCAACAUGAUCCUUCAACGCGGCCGCGACGGUUAUUAUAGUGAUUACUACUCUGAUGAGGACGAAAGCCCAAGGGAGAAGAAGGGACACAAGAACUUUCUCGAGAGUGCUAUCGCAGCUACAGGUCUCGGCGCAGCUGUCAAGAGUCUCACUGGUGGCGGCGGAGACGAUACCAGGAGUCGCCGGGGAGGUAGUCCUUCCAGCGAAAGAUCUCGUUCUCACGCCGGUGGUGGCAGCGGCGCCAACAAGAUUCAAAAGGCGGCUAUGGCUUCCCUCCUUGCCGGUGCCACAGAGGCCUUUCGUGUUGCCAAGGAGCCUGGCGGCUGGAAGGGUGAAAAGACGAAGCGUAUUCUCACCGCCGCUGCAGGUGCUGCUGCUGUCGACACCGCAACUGAUGACAAGGGAGGAAAGCUAGGCUUGGCUGAGUCUGUGAUUGGUGGCUUAGUCGGCAACCGCCUAAUUCGUGGUUCCAGAAAUGAUAUCGAGGAGGAUCGCAAGACUGGCCGCAGCCGCUCGCGCUCGCGAGCUCGCUCCAAGUCUCAGGGUGGUGGCAGUGGAGGCGCAAGCGGUCUUGCUGCUCUUGCAACCGCUGGCUUGGGUGCCCUGGGCGCAAAGAAGGUUCUUGACCGAUCUCGAUCGCGAUCCAGAAGCCGUAGGGGACGAAGUGCCUCAUAUAGUCCAUCCCCAGACAGGCGCCGUCAGCGAAGCCGCAGCCGUAGUGUUGUUGACAAAGCUCGCAACGGUUUGGCCAAACUAGGCCUUGGAGCUGGAGCUGGCGCUGCCGCUGAUGACUACCACCGGCGCGACCAAGAUGACUUUAGCGAUCGCGGUGGCAGCCGUUCCCGCCGAUACUCGGACGAUAUGUACGAUGACCGUCGAUAUGGAACCAAUCGAGAUUAUUACGACGAUGAUAGAUCAUUCAAGAGCAAGCCCCGAGAGAGAAGACGAGGAGGGCGUUCUGAUUAUUCCUCUUCGUCAUCAGACCUAGGGGAUUCUGAUGAGGAUGAGAAGCGGGCGAAAAAAAUGAGAGGUAAGCAAGUUAUCACCACCGGUUUAGCGGCAGUAGCCACUAUACACGCAGCGCACGAGGUAUAUUCUAGCAUGGAAAAGAGAAACGCACGGCACAAAGCAGUCAAGGAAGGGCGGUUGAGUGAGAUGGAAGCCAAAAAGCUCAAGACGAAAGCAAUCAUGCAAGACGCCGCAUCAGUCGGUAUUGCUGCUAUGGGCAUCAAGGGAGCCAUCUCCGAGAUGAAGGAAGCCAAAGAGCUGACACACGAGUGCAAAAAUUUCCAACAAGAGAAGGCUCGUCGUCAUGAGAAGCGAGUGCAAAGGCGCUUACGACAACAGUCAAUGAGUGACGGCAGGAGGAGAGCAGACAGCUGGGCUCCUUCGUCUCGACGGGAUGGGUACGACUCGGAUAUCGAGUAUGAAUACUUUGACCCUCAAGACUACGGAAGCAAACCUUACAGAGGCAACACCUUCCCAGCAGAGCCGUAUGGUACAGACACUUACAGAAGGAAUCCCAACGGUCUGCCAUCUCCUUACUAA
Messenger RNA from Fusarium musae, 2127 nucleotides. RefSeq lists its product as uncharacterized. Lineage: Eukaryota; Fungi; Ascomycota; Sordariomycetes; Hypocreales; Nectriaceae. Bases 1 to 2127 code for a protein of 708 amino acids. The transcript has a single exon. The record is from RefSeq and is a predicted model, not a curated record.